Molecule: messenger RNA, 2040 nt
Organism: Capsaspora owczarzaki ATCC 30864
Lineage: Eukaryota; Filasterea; Ministeriida; Capsasporidae
Product: DNA repair helicase RAD25
Exons: 3
Coding region: 1-1797 (598 amino acids)
Biological process (GO): protein polyubiquitination; proteasome-mediated ubiquitin-dependent protein catabolic process; transcription-coupled nucleotide-excision repair
Cellular component (GO): Cul4A-RING E3 ubiquitin ligase complex; nucleotide-excision repair complex
Molecular function (GO): protein binding
Source: RefSeq, a predicted model, not a curated record
AUGGCGUCUGCACGCGCAGCGAAAUCAAAAGCAACGCCGCCAACGCCGACGCGGACGACGACGACAACGCGGCGACUCUUGUUAGAGCGCGAGCUCAACUGGCGCCCGCCACGCGUCCUAUACAAUUACUACACAAGCAUGCGAGCGAGUCAGCUCGACCUGAGCCUGACCACCGAGCUCCAGCGCGUCCACUACCGAGGCGUCCGGUCGCUGGACGUGGAUCCGUCCGAGUGCCGCUACCUGCUGUCUGGCGGCGCAGACCAGCGCAUUGCCGUGUUCGACCUCGAGCCGACCUGGCUCGACUCUGAGACGACGCCGUCCCAGUCGCAGCAGUUUGUUGGAUCCCGUGCGUCUGCAACCGCAGGAAGAAGCCUUGUUGCUCCCAUUGUGCAGCAGGCGGAUGCGCACGAGUUCUCGGUGGACUCGGUGCAGUGGUACCCGCACGACACGGGCAUGUUUGUCACCUCGUCCAUGGACACGAAGCUCAAGGUCUGGGACACAAACACGCUCGAGGUCGGCUGUGUGUUUCAGCUCAGACACAAUGUGUAUGCGCACCAUUUGGCGCCAAACGCGACGCGACAUGCGCUAAUUGCCGCCGGAACCGCCGACCAGAAAGUGCGAUUGUGCGACAUUCGAUCUGGUUCGUUCGCACAGACCCUCGUGGGACAUCGAGACACGGUCUAUGCGGUGCAGUGGUCGCCGGCGUCGGAGUUUCUUCUGGCGACGGCUGGCCGUGACCGUCGUAUUUUGUUUUGGGACGUGCGGCGAACAGGAGUCUUGCACGAGCUCGACCAGCACAACCACGCUCCAGCGACCUCCGCAGAGCACACACAGCUCGCGCGACAGCAGCAGCGACUGCUCGCCGAGGAGAAGGCGCGGCUGAAACAGUCGCGCGAUGCAUACGAGCGAGCGCUGCGAGAGCGCCAGAGCACCUUGCAAUCCCAACACCGGCCAGCCGACCGUCCUGGUACGCUCACCCCGCGGCCAUCCUCCAUCCCAAUCACAUCGGCUGGCGAAAUCGAGCAAGGCAGCACCUUGCAGCAGCUUUUGAGCGAAACUUUCGGCUCGGCGUCGACCUCUGCAGCUGCAAGUAGUGCCGCCUCCUCGAGAGUAGCAGCCAGCGGUCGCGGUGCGUCCGUUCCACAGUCGUCUGCCACCGCCGCCUCUGCCAUCUCCAGUGACCACGUACCCCUCGCUGCUGGACAGCCUCUGAGUGCGGCCAGUGACGGACUUUCGAUCGCACAUUCCGGCGCAAUCAAUGGCUUAUUAUUUUCUUCCGAUGGUGCAUUACUGUACAGCACGGGCACUGACAAUAAGGUGCGGUGCUGGGACGUCAUGCUCGGCAUCAACACUCUGGUUAACUAUACGAAAAUUCGAAACCAGGCCAAGCGCGGGGUGCGGAUGGCAUUGGCGGGCCGAGCGGGAGGCGCUGGAGGCUCGAAAUCACGUCACCAAGAACUGCUGUUUCACCCAAGCGAUUCCGAGAUUGGGUGCUACGAUGCGGCCACAGGGCGGCAAGUAAAGUCUCUGAAGGCUCACAUGGAUGUGGUGAAUUGCUGCGUCUUUCAUCCACAUCGACAAGAGUUGUACACCGGGAGCAACGAUCAACAAAUCUUGGUAUGGUCACCACCGCCACCGCCUGUGCUGGACGACCCCGACUCGAAUCAUCGCCAAGCGUCGGCUUUGGCGCAUCGACGCAGCGAGCUGGCCGACAGCUUGACCCAGGAACGUCAGCGCGCUGACUUGAUAUUUUCUGCUGGGUUGGACAUUGAAGAUCAGUGGAGCGACGACGAAUAGGAUAGAGAGGUUUUGCGAGGUUGUUAAAUUAUUGCAUGCUUGUAUUGUUAGUUUUUUUCUUUCUUCUUCUCAUUGCCAAUGUGCAAUGACAGUAAAUACCUGAAAGGAAAAAAAAAACACAGAACAAAAACGAAAAAAGAAAGCUGCAACCCAUCACUAGAUCUUGUGUUGUUACUUGACUCUUUGUUGUUCAUGUAGUUGUUGUUACGUGUUGUCUAAACGGUUUUGUUGUUCUUGUUCAAC